This is a messenger RNA of Mytilus californianus (California mussel), 2299 nucleotides long. Its product is annotated as probable tRNA (guanine(26)-N(2))-dimethyltransferase. Gene Ontology annotation, cellular component: nucleus. The transcript is spliced from 7 exons. The coding region runs from base 120 to 2210 and encodes 696 amino acids. The record is from RefSeq and is a predicted model, not a curated record. Gene Ontology annotation, molecular function: RNA binding; metal ion binding. NCBI's taxonomy places the organism in Eukaryota, Metazoa, Mollusca, Bivalvia, Mytilida, Mytilidae. Gene Ontology annotation, biological process: tRNA N2-guanine methylation.
GGUUUAAAGUUUACAUGUUUCCACAUGCUUCCGGAUGUUGCAGAACAUUUCUAAUUUUUCAUCACUUUUAAAUUUUGCAUUUAAAACGAAUGAUCUUUCCCUAAUGGAAUUUACCAGAUAUGAUCAAGACGUUUGGAUUAUGUAGACCAUUAUACACCUCACAAUAUCAAACACAUUUAUUAAGGUUUAUGUGUACAACAGUAAAACCAGGAGGUACAGAGACAAUGGAAUGUAAUACUGUUCAAGAAGGUAAAGCAGAGGUUCUGAUAGAAUGUAAUACUGUCAAAGAAGGGAAAGCAGAGGUUUUGUUUCCAAAGAAUGUUUUCUAUAACCCAGUACAGGAAUUCAACAGAGAUUUAUCUGUUGCUGUUAUAUCUCAGUUUGCCAAGGACAGGUUAACAGAUUCAACAGAUGGUAAAAAAUCUAAACAGUCGAAGGUCAAACAGGAAUCUGACUGUAUGAAAGUUGAUCAAAAAGAUGAAAAGAAAGACACUAUUGACAUUGUCAAGGAUGAAAAGGAAGACACUUCUUCUACUGACAAGGUCAAGGAUGAAAAGGAAUUGGAGUUAGAACCUGGGAAGAAGUAUGACAAUGGAAUUAAAAUUUUGGAAGGAUUAUCAGCUUCAGGACUAAGGUCAGUGAGAUUUGGAUUGGAAAUUCCUGGGGUCAAUUCCAUUAUAGCUAAUGACUUUGAUGAAAAUGCUGUUUCUUUUAUCAAUAAAAAUAUUGAAAAGAACAAUCUUCAGGAACUGGUCAGUUCAAGCUGUGAUGAUGCAGCCAUGGUAAUGUACAGAAAUAGGAAUCCCAAGGAACAUUUUGAUGUUAUUGACCUUGACCCUUAUGGAAGUCCAUCAAAGUUCUUGGAUGCCACUGUUCAAGCUGUUAAAGAUGGUGGUUUACUAUGUAUAACAUGUACAGAUGCUGCUGUUUUAUGUGGGAAUGCCGGUGAAACUUGUUACUCUAAAUAUGGAGCAAUGUCCUUGAGAACUACAUCAUGUCAUGAGAUGGGUUUGAGAAUUAUUCUACAGUGUAUUGAAUCACAUGCUAAUAGAUACUCUAGAUAUAUUGUACCUUUAAUCUCACUGAGCAUUGACUUUUACUUCAGAGUUUUUGUUAGGGUACAUACAGGUCAAGGUAAAGUGAAAAGGUCAGCUAGUAAAAUGGCUAUGGUUUAUAGCUGCAAUGAGUGUAAGUCAUUCUCUUUACAAAGAAUUGGAGCCAUGAUACCCACCAAGGGAAAUAACUUCAAGUACAGUCCAGCUACAGGCCCUCCAGUCACAGAUAAAUGUGAGCACUGUGGAAGUAAGCAUCACAUUGGUGGACCGAUUUGGGCAGAUCCUAUUUGUGACAUUGAUUUUAUUGACAGUGUGAUAAACCGAGUCAAUGACAAUAAAGAUUCCCUUAAAACAUCAGAGAGAAUUGUGGGAAUGUUAACUCUUCAGAAAGAAGAGUUACAAGAAGUUCCACUUUACUUCAAACUAGAUUCACUGUUUGGUUUUGUGCAUGCUGAAACCAUGCCACUUAUACAGUUCAGAUCAGCCUUAUUAAAUGCAGGAUAUAAAGUUUCAUUGUCACAUGCCAUGAAGAAUUCAAUCAAGACAGAUGCUCCUCACAAUGUCUUAUGGGACAUUAUCAGAGCUUGGGUCAAAGGUCAUCCUGUAAAACCAGCAAGAUUAGAAGAUACUGCAAUAAAAACCUUACUUGAAAAAGAAUGUUCUACUAAGGUAUCAUUUGAGGAACAUCCUGAGGCUAAUCCUCAAUCAAGGAAAGAUAAACUGCUCAGAUAUCAGGCCAAUCCUGAACCACACUGGGGACCCAAGGCUAAAGCCACACGUACAAUGUCAAAUGAGUUACAAGAGGAGAGAAAAAGGAAGUUACAAGGAAAAAAAGGCAAACAGAAGGAUCAGAUUGAGGAAGAGGAGGAAAAUGACAGAAAGGAGUCAGAUGGCAAUAAUGAAGAGGUGAAGAAAAGAAAAUUAUGUGAAAGUGAGUUAACAGAUCAAGAUCAGGAAAAUAGUGCUUGUCAGAAUGAGGAAACCCCUAAACCUAAAAAGCAGGCCUCUUGGAUAACAGCAAAAAACCCAGAAGAAAGGAGGAAAGAUCCAUGCAGACAUUUUAUAAAAAGGGGAAUAUGUAAUUAUGGAGAUAAAUGUAGAUUUCUGCAUUGCAUACCAUCUCAUCAAUCACCAGAGGGAUAUCCAAGAUAUUAGAACUGGAAAUUUGUUGUUGAUUGUUUAUACUGUUUUUAUGUCUGCAAAGAAAUAAAAAUUACCUGAUACUAAAGUAUAUCAGUUCGAUA